Molecule: messenger RNA, 1925 nt
Organism: Seriola dumerili (greater amberjack)
Lineage: Eukaryota; Metazoa; Chordata; Actinopteri; Carangiformes; Carangidae
Gene: fbxo28
Product: F-box protein 28
Exons: 5
Coding region: 45-1190 (381 amino acids)
Biological process (GO): protein polyubiquitination
Molecular function (GO): protein binding
Source: RefSeq, a predicted model, not a curated record
UUCCUUUACGGACGUCACUUCCGCCUCCUCCUUAGCAAAGCAAGAUGGCGGCCGUCGUAGAGAGAGUUGAUGGAUGUGUUGGGUCCUUGGACUCAGACGCGGUGUCACCGAGACAGUCCACUCCUCCGCCGGACCAGCCGCACCAGAACAACCCGCUGUUAGGACUUCCCAUCGUGGCCAUUGAGACUAUUCUCAAUUUUCUGUCUUACGACGAAAUCAGCCUGCUUCGCUCGGUGUGUAAGCGCAUGGACAUGAUCUGCCAGCGGGUCCUGAAUCAGGGCUUCCUGAAGGUGGAGCGGUACCACAGUCUGUGCCAGAGACAAGUCAAAGCCCAGCUGCCCAGGCGGGAGUCGGAGAGGAGAAACCAUUCACUGGCCCGUCACGCUGACAUCCUGGCUGCUGUGGAGACACGUCUCUCUCUGCUCAACAUGACCUUCAUGAAAUAUGUCGACUCCAACCUCUGCUGCUUCAUCCCUGGAAAGGUGAUCGAUGAGAUUUAUCGCGUGCUGCGCUACGUGAACUCCACUCGAGCCCCCCAGCGAGCUCACGAGGUCUUGCAGGAGCUGAGGGACAUCUCCUCCAUGGCCAUGGAGUACUUUGAUGAGAAGAUCGUCCCCAUCCUGAAGAAGAAGCUGCCGGGGGCCGACCUGUCGGGCCGCCUCAUUGGUUCUGCACCAGUGGCAGGUCCGUCUACCUCCCUGACCACCAUGUCCCUGCUGGCCAAGAACACGCCGUCACGCUCUGAGAUGACCAAGGUGCAGCAGCAGGUGAAGGUGAACGGGGCGUCGAUGACGGUGCUGCGGAGGGAGAUGCAGGAAAUUCGCGUGAAGCAGCUGGAGCAGCAGAAGCAGCUGCAGGACCAGGAGCAGAAGCUGCUGGAACAGACCCAGGUGAUCGGUGAGCAGAACGCCCGCCUCGCAGAGCUGGAGCACAAGCUCCGCGAACUGAUGGACAGUAGUGCUGCUGCUAUGGGAGGACCCAGGCCCAGCACGGCUGUUCCCUCCACAUCCAGCAGCGCUGCCGUGUCUUCCACUGUUGCCAGCACGUCUGGUACUGUGUUGGCAACUGGCAGCGUGGCCGCAGCCUCUAUACCCAUAGAGCCAGAGGGCGAGGGGGGGUCAUCACUCAAACGCACCAGAAAGAGCCCAGACCUUCCACGACAGUCCAAACGGCUGCGCAGCAAGAAAUAAGAGACUGAGUGUGUCAUUUAGUUCAAGUUUUGUUUUUGGUUUCGGGGUCUGACUGAUCACACCUUACCCACCCACCCCAACCCGCGUCACUUCCCACCAACACUUAUACCCUGUGCUGUCUGUCAGAGGAGUCAGGAGUAUCCCUGUAGGCUUUACCCCAAAAUACACAAACUGCUCGUGGUGUUGGAUUGGACAAUAGUGUUACAUGGCUCACUGCUGUCCACAGGUGAAACACUGAGCCCACAGCAUCAUCAGGACUUUGCACAACGUUGACACGGUCAACAUUUGUUUGUUACAUACUGUUGAAGUCUUUUGUUAUUCUAUAUUUUUCCUAUUAUUAACAGAUCCCAUGUAAACACCCAAACGUCUCAGCACUUUCUGCUGCGAGCCCAUUGGUUCCUUCUGAAGAUGUAACUCUUUAAAAUGUGUAAUUUGCUAAAACAGCUGCUCACUGUAGUUUUUAUCAGACUAUUUUAAGCAGUGGAUUAAUCUGUGUUUGGAGCUCCAGCAGGAUAGUGUGUGUGAGACUGAGUCAAAAUAAACUACAGUGUGUGUUCAUGGUGAUGAAGGAACAUGUCACCCAGUGCAACAGUGAGACUCACUGAUGUAGUUUUAAUACUUUUUGGAAACAAUAGAGCUCUAUGGCUCAGACAAAUACACACACACACACACACAUAUAUAUAUAUAUAUAUAUAUAUGGACACACAGUAGUUGUUAGUGGGAUCAGUUCAUCGU